Trichechus manatus latirostris (Florida manatee) is the source of this 849-nucleotide messenger RNA. It is a transcript of the gene CABP4, whose product is annotated as calcium binding protein 4. The record is from RefSeq and is a predicted model, not a curated record. Gene Ontology annotation, molecular function: calcium channel regulator activity; calcium ion binding. The transcript has 6 exons. The coding region runs from base 1 to 849 and encodes 282 amino acids. Gene Ontology annotation, cellular component: cytoplasm. Lineage: Eukaryota; Metazoa; Chordata; Mammalia; Sirenia; Trichechidae. Gene Ontology annotation, biological process: regulation of voltage-gated calcium channel activity; visual perception.
AUGGCCACAGAGCAGGCAAGGGGCUAUCCAGGCUCCGGCCCAGCCCCCGGCCCCCAGGAGCCCCCUGCGGGUGUGGUGGCUCCCGGGGGUGGUGCCGAGGGGCCAGACUUGACCAGGAGGAGGAGCAAGAAGGAGAGGGGGCACCGAGGGUCCCGGAAGGGCACUGGCGGCCGUGGGGAGCAGACCCCCGUCCUGGGCCCUGAGGGCCUGGGCAGCAGCAAGAUGCCCCCUAGGCCUGGGGAGGGGCAGGAGGAGUUGCCCCCUGCAGCCACUAGGCCUGCUCCUCCUCGCCGCCAGUCCCGCCGGCACCGUUCUGACCCCCAGCACGAAGCUGCCCAGAGGAUGUACGGGCCCUUGCUCAACCGGGUCUUCGGGAAGGACCGUGAGCUGGGCCCUGAGGAGCUGGAUGAGCUGCAGGUGGCCUUCCAGGAGUUUGACACUGACCGGGACGGCUACAUAGGCUACCGGGAGCUGGGUGCCUGCAUGCGGACGCUGGGCUACAUGCCUGGCCAUUGUGACGCUCUGCCUGGGUCCACAGUGGGUGGUCGCGUGGACUUCGAGGAAUUCGUGGAACUGAUGGGCCCGAAGCUGCGGGAGGAAACGGCGCACAUGUUGGGAGUGCGGGAGCUGCGCAUCGCCUUUCGAGAGUUCGACAGGGACAGAGACGGACGGAUCACGGUGGCGGAGCUGCAGCAGGCAGCGCCUGCUCUGCUUGGGGAGCCCUCCUACGAAGGCCCUGUGCAAGGCCCGGCAGUCUCACUCCUGUGCGUUAAAUCCCAGCUCCUCUGCCUCCCAGCCGUGGCCCGAGCAAGCCCCUUCUCCUGCCUGAGCCUGCGUCCUCACGGGUGA